Messenger RNA from Tarenaya hassleriana, 1074 nucleotides. Its product is annotated as NAC domain-containing protein 104. The transcript is spliced from 3 exons. Lineage: Eukaryota; Viridiplantae; Streptophyta; Magnoliopsida; Brassicales; Cleomaceae. Gene Ontology annotation, biological process: system development; regulation of DNA-templated transcription. The record is from RefSeq and is a predicted model, not a curated record. The coding region runs from base 235 to 816 and encodes 193 amino acids. Gene Ontology annotation, molecular function: DNA binding.
CCAAAGUAAUAAAGACCAAAUUGCAAGUGCGAGGCUUCCACCUUCUCCUUCCUUCUUCUUCUUCUUCACCCUAUAAAUAUGUCAAGCUUGUCUCUCACUCUCUCCCUCUAAUUCCACAUCAUCUCUGUUUCUUCUCUCACCACUUUCUUACAGACACACUACUAGUACAUACACACAUACACAGAGACACACACACACAUAUAUAUAUAUAUAUAUAUUGUAAGUGGAGGAGAUAUGGGAGAUGGGUAUGGAUCAAACGGGAAUUUGCCACCGGGAUUCAGGUUUUAUCCGACGGACGAAGAGCUCGUCGUUCACUUCCUCCACCGCAAGGCUUCGCUUUUGCCAUGUCAUCCUGACGUCAUCCCCGACCUCGAUCUCUAUCCCUACGAUCCUUGGGACCUCCCCGGGAAGGCGAUGGGGGAAGGGAGGCAAUGGUAUUACUACAGCAGGAAGACACAGAACAGGGAGACGAGGAAUGGCUACUGGAGAUCCAUGGAGAUGGAUGAACCCAUUUUCACCAGCUCCGGCAACAGGAAGGUCGGCGUCAAGAAGUACUUGACUUUCUACCUCGGAGAUUCUCCGACCAGCUGGCUGAUGCAAGAAUAUUCCCUCCCAGAUUCCUCGUCCGGCAGAUCUUCUUCCAAAAGAGGGAUCCGAAGUAGUGGUUCUAGUCACAGAACAGAUUAUGGCAAGUGGGUGUUAUGCAGAGUCUAUGAACAAAACAGCAAUGAGGAAGACGAUGAUGGAACUGAACUCUCAUGUUUGGAUGAGGUCUUUUUGUCCUUGGAUGAUCUUGAUGAAGUAAGCUUACCAUGAUAGUCACAUAACCACAAAAAUCCCAAAAAAAAAAUAAACAAAAAAAUGGGUUUAGUGGUUUGAUUUUAGUGGGCAAUAAUUUUCUAAAAUCUUUGUCCAAAAAAAAAAGAAAAAAAAAAGGAGAAUGACAUCAUUCUUACAAGUGAUAUGUUGUAAGGUUCCAUUCCAUCCAUAUCCCAAUCCACAAGCAAGAAGCAAAGUUAGCCUUUGUAUUUUUUUUUAUUAUAACAUUCAAAUAUACAUUUCUUUUUUUGGUUA